Tricharina praecox is the source of this 2705-nucleotide messenger RNA. RefSeq names its product Dip2/Utp12 family-domain-containing protein. NCBI's taxonomy places the organism in Eukaryota, Fungi, Ascomycota, Pezizomycetes, Pezizales, Pyronemataceae. Gene Ontology annotation, cellular component: nucleolus. The coding region runs from base 244 to 2559 and encodes 771 amino acids. Gene Ontology annotation, molecular function: protein binding. Gene Ontology annotation, biological process: maturation of SSU-rRNA from tricistronic rRNA transcript (SSU-rRNA, 5.8S rRNA, LSU-rRNA). The record is from RefSeq and is a predicted model, not a curated record. The transcript is spliced from 2 exons.
CCAGGUUACCCCGCCAACGGCACGACGCGAGAAAAAAAGUCAAAAGUUUCAACGAUAAAGUUCUCCAGCAACAAUCUUCGGUGCAAAAGACUUGGUAUAACCUUUCCGAAUAACCUAUCACCCACCACCACCAUCAGCAAACCCCCUCACCUGUUGCUCAGGGUCGCGCUGAGGUAACCCCCAGGUCGUGCCAGGCCUUCAUCCCUUGAAACUAAAAGCUUUCCCGUUUUUCUUCGCUUUACAAUGGUCAGCAAAAAGUCGGCGCCGAAAUCAAAGCCGGCGCAGAGCGCUUCGCACCUGUCCUCGAAACUCUCGACCGCGGCAGCCCCUUCAGCGGCACUGACGGCCUCUGCUUUCUCUCCUCCGGAGCUCCGCCUUUCGCUAUUUGCCUCUGUCGUCCGAGGCCUCGAUGCGUACCGCUUGAGAAUCCACGACACCACCACCAACCGUCUGCGGUGCGAGCACACCUUCGAGAAGGGCGUUUCGAUCAAUUCGCUGUCCUGGGGAUCGCUACCGCCGAAAGACAAGAAGGGUGCAAAGAAGAAGCGCAAGCGGUUGUCCAACGGCGCUGGGGCCAGUGCUGAAGAGGAUGCGAAGAAUACGGUUGUUGCAGCUGCGACAAAUCGGGGCACUGUGAUCUUAUUUUCGCCCACCGAGGGUGUGGUGGUUGGCGUUCUGGAGGGAGAGCAUGUGACCGGCGUUCAAUUCUUCGUUUUCUCGGCAGAGGAGGGACGUGGUUGGAGUUGCGGUCAGGAUGGCAAACUGGUGGAGUGGGAUACUAACAGGAAGAUUUCUCUCAGUAAUAUUGCUCUCCCAGAUCCGUCGAUAAAACGGCUUGCGCCUACUACGGAAAAGAUCCUGUCCGCCUCGCACACAGUCUAUGCAAUCGACAGGAAAGAUUCUGGCAUGGUCGAACCUGCGAAAUUCACUGCCAACUCCACGCCAAUUCACACCAUCAUCUCCUCCAAGGACGAGAAACAGUUCCUUACAGCCGCCGAGACUGAUCGGUUUAUCAACAUCUUUUCGCUAUUGGAAAACAAGCACGUUGGAGCGCUCGUCGCAGAAUCUGAUAUUCUCGGGGCAUCAUUCUUCGAAGGAUCCCAGCACGAAAUCCUGGCUGUCGUUACUGCCGAGGGUGUUGUCGAGGUGUUCAAGUCGCCUUUCGAGCCUGUCGUGGCAAACGCCGGAUCACCAGUGGCCUCCAGGAAGAAGAAGGCCGUGACACGGAAGGGAGAGGCAAAGGUCCGCAUUGUGCGCCCUAACGGCAAGGAUAUCGUCUCGGUCGCCGAUGUGUCCGUUCAAAACGAAGAACUGGUUCUUGCCUGGGUCGAGGGUGGUGUCAACAUUGAGUUCGAGAAGGUGCGAUGGACGAACGCCGAAGAUGGAAGCUUUGUCCUCAGCGGCACCAUCGACAUUACAAGAUCUAAGACCUCCUCGCUCGAUGCCAACGGUGCAGUCAUGAAUGGCGUCAAGGAAGUUGGGAAAAUGGUGGUUGACCAGUCACACGCCAUUGUUGUCGGAGGAGACGACAUGCAGGAUGUCGGUAUGGAAGAUGCGCCAGCUCCCGAAUCCGAGAACGAGGAGGAAGAGGAGGAAGAGGAAGAAGAAUCGUCCCCCGAGAAUGACGAUGACGAUGCCGAUUCCAUUGCGGGUGCCGAGGAGCCUUCGUUUGGCGACCGCUUCCAGGCUCUCGAAGUCUCCGCUAAACCCACAAACGCCCUCGCCCCUCUCAAGGUGAAGCGCUCUCUCGAGCCUCCAACAGCAAACGCCCUCACCUCGGUCCUCACCCAGGCCCUCAAAACCAACGACACUACGCUCCUCGAAUCUUGUCUCCAUACAACCGAUACCCAAACAAUCCUCAACACCGUGCGCAAGCUGCCCUCUCCCAUGGCAGUCACCCUCCUCGAGAACCUCGCUGAGCGUCUCGCACGGAAGCCUGGACGUGCCGGUAGCUUGGGUGAUUGGGUCCGCUGGACACUAGUCGCACACGGAGGAUACCUCGUCACUCUCCCCAACCUCGUCCGCACUCUGUCCGGUCUCUACUCCACCCUCAACACCCGGGCUGGUGCCCUUCCGCGCUUGCUCGCACUUCAGGGAAGACUCGAUAUGCUCCACGCCCAGGUGCAGCUCAGGCAAACCAUUCGUGCCGCCACUGCCGGCGAAGGCAGCGGCAACGACGAUGGCGUCCUCUACGUUGAGGGUGAAACUCCCGAGAGCGACACCGACAACGAGAGCGACGAGGAGCCAGAAGAAGUCGGAAUGGAGGGUAUGAGGAUCGAAGAUGCUAGCUACAUCAAGUCUCCAGCAGCCCUGGAUGAUGACGAGGACGACUCUGCCGAGGAAGGUGGAGCAUUCUUGGACAGUGAUGAUGAGGAAGAGGAGGACGAUGAGGAGGACGAUGAGGAGGGCGAUGUCAGGGCGUUUAUAGACCUUGAGGCCAGCGAGAGCGAGGCGGAGGAUGAUGGGGACAGCGUGGACUAUGAUGAUGUCGAUGCUGCUAGUGAAGAGGAAGAAGAGGCCCCUAAGAAGGGGAAGGCGAAGGUGAAAAGUCGGCGGUAGAAUAGUCAACAUGCGAUGUGAAUAGUUGAUUUUCCGUGUAAUUUUUUCUUUCCUUAUUAUCCAUCUUCAUUGUUGAUCAUCAAAAGCUUAGGCGGGUUGAAAUUAAUUUUGUCUAUCAUAAAUCUCUCAUGUUGCAAAUACUGAAC